Messenger RNA from Heterocephalus glaber (naked mole-rat), 2622 nucleotides. It is a transcript of the gene Nmt2, whose product is annotated as N-myristoyltransferase 2. Gene Ontology annotation, cellular component: cytoplasm. Gene Ontology annotation, molecular function: glycylpeptide N-tetradecanoyltransferase activity. The record is from RefSeq and is a predicted model, not a curated record. NCBI's taxonomy places the organism in Eukaryota, Metazoa, Chordata, Mammalia, Rodentia, Bathyergidae. Gene Ontology annotation, biological process: N-terminal peptidyl-glycine N-myristoylation.
CCGCCGCCCGCCUCCCGCCUCCCAGCCGCGCCGCCGUGAUGGCGGAGGACAGCGAGUCUGCAGCCAGCCAGCAGAGCCUGGAGCUGGACGACCAGGACACGUGCGGGAUAGACGGGGACAAUGAGGAGGAGACGGAGCACACCGCGGGAAGUCCUGGUGGAGAUUUGGGAGCCAAAAAGAAAAAGAAGAAACAGAAGAGGAAAAAGGAGAAGCCAAAUUCUGGAGGCACGAAGUCUGACUCUGCAUCUGAUUCUCAGGAGAUUAAAAUUCAUCAGCCUUCAAAAAAUGCCACCAUCCCCAUGCAGAAGCUGCAGGAUAUCCAGAGAGCGGUGGAGCUGCUAUCGGCAUGCCAGGGCCCAGCCAGGAACAUUGAUGAGGCAGCCAAACGCCGCUACCAGUUCUGGGACACACAGCCGGUACCCAAACUAAAUGAAAUCAUAACUUCUCAUGGUGCAAUUGAGCCAGACAAAGACAAUGUACGUCAAGAACCGUAUUCUUUGCCACAGGGUUUUAUGUGGGACACUUUAGACUUGAGUAAUGCGGAGGUGCUCAAGGAGCUAUACACAUUGUUAAAUGAGAAUUAUGUAGAAGAUGAUGACAACAUGUUCCGCUUCGACUAUUCGCCGGAGUUCCUGUUGUGGGCUCUGCGUCCCCCAGCCUGGCUCCUACAGUGGCACUGUGGGGUCAGAGUGUCUUCAAAUAAGAAACUAGUAGGAUUCAUAAGUGCCAUCCCAGCCAACAUCCGGAUUUAUGACAGUGUUAAGAGGAUGGUAGAAAUCAACUUUCUUUGUGUUCAUAAGAAAUUGAGAUCAAAGCGCGUAGCCCCAGUGUUAAUUAGAGAAAUAACCAGAAGAGUGAACCUGGAAGGAAUCUUCCAGGCUGUGUACACUGCUGGAGUGGUCCUUCCUAAGCCCGUGGCCACGUGCAGAUACUGGCAUCGAUCCCUAAACCCCAGAAAAUUGGUAGAAGUGAAGUUUUCUCACUUGAGUAGAAAUAUGACAUUACAGAGAACAAUGAAGCUUUACAGACUGCCGGAUGUUACAAAGACCUCAGGCUUGAGACCGAUGGAACCAAAAGAUAUCAAAGCAGUUCAAGAAUUAAUCAACAGUUACCUGAAGCAGUUCCAUCUGGCUCCAGUGAUGGAUGAAGAGGAAGUGGCCCACUGGUUCCUUCCUCGGGAGCAUAUCAUUGACACAUUUGUAGUAGAGAGCUCCAGUGGAAAGCUGACUGACUUCCUCAGCUUCUACACGCUCCCCUCCACGGUCAUGCACCACCCCGCCCAUAAGAGCCUCAAAGCUGCCUACUCCUUCUACAAUAUCCACACGGAGACGCCGCUGCUGGACCUCAUGAAUGACGCACUCAUCAUAGCCAAGCUGAAAGGAUUUGAUGUAUUCAAUGCACUAGAUUUGAUGGAAAAUAAGACCUUCUUGGAAAAACUCAAGUUUGGUGUAGGAGAUGGCAAUUUGCAGUAUUACUUGUACAACUGGAGAUGUCCAGGAACAGAUUCUGAAAAGGUUGGCCUUGUACUGCAGUAGAUGGAUCUGCUGAUCUCUACAACGCUCACAUCCUCAGUUGUUAAUAUUCUAUUUAACAAUUCCUGGAACUGCCAUUCCAAAGAAAAGUAAAAGCACAAGUGAAACUGAAAUAGUAACAAUCAGAAAAAAAUGAAAAAUGCCUGUAUGAGCUCUACUACACAUUUCUAGCUAGAAUGUUAAAAUCUGUCCAGAUUUUGCUGUUUACCCACUUGUCAGAGGGAUGAAAGGGUGCAAAGAGCACAUUCCUCUAGUUUUCAAACUUUCAGAUCUUUUGGUGAAGGUAUUUUGCCACUCUCUAGAAAUGGGACUCUUUUUCUAUGGACUAAACAGAAGUCACAGCAUUGUGUAAGAAAAUCUUUGCUGCUUUGUGGGGAUAAACUGUUGCACUUCUAUUUAUUAAAUGGUGGUAUAUUUGUAACAGAACAAAGGGUCCACUUGGAGAACCCUGACAUAGAGGAUAUCUAAGAUGGGGCAGUAUGAACAUGGACAGGGGCCAGUGCAUUUAUUCCUAAGCAAAGUUGCCAAGCCAGUACAUAUACAGAUUUGUACUUUGGUCUUCAGCAAGUCAUAGAUCACUUCAAAGGCAAAGUUUUGGGGCAACACUUGAGUGUGCUCUCUCAAACAGCGUAAGGCCCAUGACCUGCUACUUGCCCACUGCUGCACCAUCUCCAGGAUGUCGUCAGCAACACCCAGGAAGGUGAGGGCGAGGAAAUAAAAAGCCUAAAGUUAAAACUAAUGCCUGGGAAAUGUAUUAGUGCUGUCAGCACAUUGAUAGUUCGAAUGUUUCAUUACUUAUGCAAAAUUGCACAUAUUCCUUUAUGCUUUUCAUUUAUCAUGAAAACUGUCAUGCAAAUGGAAAAUGUCUUCUUUGUAAAUAAGUAUUCAUAAUUUUGUUACUGGUGUUUUUACCUAGAAUUUGAAAAACUUUCACUAUGUAUAUAUGUGUAUAUACUCCCAGUAAUCAAAGGGAAAAUAAGAUGCUAAACAAGGCCAAAUAGACUGGCCUUAAAUACCACAAAAUAGAUACUUCUUACUGUACCAGUGCCUCACUGUUUAGUCCAGAGUAAAUUACUUGUGUUACACAACA